Messenger RNA from Mugil cephalus (flathead mullet), 2358 nucleotides. RefSeq names its product NKD inhibitor of WNT signaling pathway 2b (gene nkd2b). The transcript has 10 exons. NCBI's taxonomy places the organism in Eukaryota, Metazoa, Chordata, Actinopteri, Mugiliformes, Mugilidae. Gene Ontology annotation, molecular function: calcium ion binding. Gene Ontology annotation, cellular component: cytoplasm. The record is from RefSeq and is a predicted model, not a curated record. Gene Ontology annotation, biological process: negative regulation of Wnt signaling pathway. The coding region runs from base 275 to 1636 and encodes 453 amino acids.
CGUUUCCUCAUCAGUUGAACAGAAGUAAAGCCCGAAGGCGGACAGCGACUGCGCCCCGUCUCCCUCUCAGAUCAUUUUACUCGUUUUUCUCGCAUCACCUCAUCGACAACUGAUGCUUCAAUGAACGCGCGGUUCCAUUACCAGCCUUUGGAUGAAGUUGGACUUUUCUUCACGCAAAACAAACACAAUGUGACCAUGUAGAGUGAGCGGCUGUUUUAUCCUGGUCGGGUUUCGGAGUCUACCUUUAGUGAUCCGCGGAAGAAGGGACUUAAGAAUGGGCAAACUUCAGUCAAAACAUGCGUGCAAGCGCAGAGAAAACCCUGAAGGAGACAGUUUUGUUGUGAACGCCUUCCUGAGGAGAGGGAUGGAGGAAUGUGAGCGGUACAGCGCGACUGACCACAAGCUGAAGAGCAUGCAGGAGUUUCCAAAUGGUGAGCUCAAGGAAGGACCGUUCACAGAUCAACACUGUCCCCUAGAGGUGGUUCUUCCUCCGGAGAAGGCCGAGGGCUGCGAAAGCUACCUGCAGUACAUGCACUCGGAGGAUGGAGAGAAGGAGGCGCUAAGAGAUACCAACAAAGCUUCGGGGAAGAAACGCAUCAGCCUGGAUGACCUGGAGUGUGACGUUUCUGUGGAGGACGACAACCGUCAGGAGUGGAUCUUCACUCUUUACGACUUUGACAACAGUGGGAAAGUUACUAAAGAGGACAUGUCGAGUUUGAUGCACACCAUCUACGAUGUGGUGGACGCCUCUGUGAACCACUCCUGCCACAACAAGAGCAAGACUCUGCGGGUCAAGCUGACCGUCACUCCGGAGCCCCGGUGCCACAGAAGAGAAACAGGAGCAGAGCGCUGUCACCAGGAGGAAGGUCGCUCGGCUGACAAGCGUCUAUCCUCCUACAUCAGCAGCAAAGGGCACAGCAAUGAGCCUCCAGCCACCGAGGGCCAACAUUACUGUGUGGAUGAGAACACAGAGAGGAGGAAUCACUACCUGGACCUGGCUGGUAUAGAGAACUACACCUCUAGAUUUGAAGGAACCACACCCCCUCAGGAGGCUCAUGGUCGGAGCUCACAAAGCCAGAGCCGCUCACGGUCCCACGAACCAGAGCCCCAAGUUGUUCACCAGCGCCGCUCACAGGUCAUCAGCGACAGCUACAACCCUGCAGAGUCUCGAAGCAAGGGUACGCAUUUUGUCAAGUCCCCUAAAGGAACGUACAGGGGCAGCGGAGGGAAUAACGGGGGCGGCGGAGGGGGCAAAUCCACUAAAUGUCACGGCUACCACCCUCCCCUUCAAACAGUGCUGCACGGUGGCAGCGCCGCAGGCCACGGAGGCCAGGAUGUGUACCACUUGCCGCACCAAGCCCAGUCUUCCAGCCACCACCCGCAUCCUUUGCAAUACAGUCACAGUAAACGCCUGAGGGCCAAAACCCGGGAGGCCCUGUCCCCAUCCAAAAACCCUCAGUCUCACCCCCAGCAGCAACCCCCAGUGCCCUCCGUACUGCCGAGCCUGGAGAGAGAGCAAGCGUCUGGACCUCCCGGGAGCCCGGGGUUUGUGGUUCCUAUGGUCCAGCGCCACGAGCACCACCAUCACCACGAACACCACCACCACCACCAUUACCACCAUUACCACCAGACAUGACCACCUUCAGUGUGCAGUGACUGAAACUGUACAGGACCAAAAAAAAAAAACCACCAACCACACCAGUCUGAAGGACUUAACGUCAUCCCACGGCAGCGUCUUGCGCUCCGUGCAGGUUCUUUUUCUCUUGCCUCCUGCAAGCUACACGGUCAUAUCCUGAGAAUUAGAAGUACAGAGGAAAUCGUUGGACCAGAGGGACGCUGUUGUGUAAUAGCAAAAGUUCUGUGGCACGGGUUUAGUGUUUUUGUAGAUUUUCUGCUGGGAUGGCUGCACUCGUUACACACGUUCACUGAGGGUUCACACAUAAGAGAGAAUCAGAUCAGAUGACUUUUGAUGAUGAAACGCCCUUUCUCUUCUGAAGCUGUUGACUAAAGUCCCUGGAAGCUAUAUGUCAGAAUGUGGUUCUGUGCGAGACCUUUCCAAAACAUGGAUCUCAGGUGUAAAGGUGCUGCUGCUCUCAAGCUUUUCACAGAGGACUCUUUCUCUUUGAGGCCUCCUGUGAAGUGAGGGGUUUCCUAUUUUGGGGGAAAAAAGUAUGAAAUCACCACUGCCAGUUUUAAUGCAAAAAUAUCUUGCUAUAUGUAUAAAAACAAAUCUAUAUAUGUUAACACAUUUUACUGUAUAAUUAUUAUACUCUAUAUGCAUAUGUCAUCAUGGAUAUAAUUAUGCAUAUAUGUAUUUUGUCUUUUAUAUAUUUUAAUAAACGUUAUAUAGUUCAUUUA